This is a messenger RNA of Lymnaea stagnalis (great pond snail), 11709 nucleotides long. The record is from the annotation of a GenBank genome assembly. NCBI's taxonomy places the organism in Eukaryota, Metazoa, Mollusca, Gastropoda, Lymnaeidae.
GGAACCGAGUAAGCUUUGUUGCAGUAAAUGUUUGUUGGCAGAAAUAUCGAUAGCCUGUUGAAAUGAUGUUAAUACAAUGACGUCCAAUUUAUUUCCUUGAUUCACAAUCACAGGCCAACUAAUUUAUUUUUUAUAGCAUCUUACCAGUUGCAACAAGCAAAAAAUAUGAAUAAAGGCUGGCUGGAGCUAGAAAGCGACCCAGGUAAAACAAAAACGCUUUUCCAAACAUAACUUUUUCGGGCGAAAAUUACGGCAACAAACUUUUUUUUAAAAUUAUCAACAAUGAAUCAGUGUCAACAGUUUGAAACUGUAUUUUUCUUAUACUCAAGUUAUACUAAUGCUGAGUAAAUUGUAAACUAUGACCAAUGUGGGCUUUAAUUAUGUAAGUAAGAUACAUGUUUUAGCUGAUUUUGAUUUCCAAACUAAUAAAAUUUAUAUAGAUGAAUCAUGAAGGCUACUUCAAUUAGUUAAGUGAGACAUAUAUAGUAUAGAUUAUAAAUAUAGGAGAUUUUAUAUGUGACUAAAAUAAAAACUGGGCAGAGAAUUUUUGAGAGAGCUGCUACUCCUUGGUCCAAUGCUAUUUCUUAUUUUCAAGCUUUAAAUACUUAAACUUAAAUAAACAAACAAUGGUAUCCAGGUAGGAAAUGUAGUCAGUAUUCAGUAUGAGUAUACCCAAGAUGUUCAGGCCCAAGUGGUAACUGUUGUGAAACUUUAAUAAAUUUGUUGGGGUAGGGUGGGAGAGAAAUGUAUUUGCCAAAUAUUGUAGAUAAUUGUAUAAACAGUAAUCUUCAUAAAAAUCGUGCCUGGUGGAGAAUUUAUGAGAAAUUAAAUAGUAGACUUGGCUUAAUUCAACUGGAUAUAUUUUUCACACAAAAAAAACUGGAAGACACAGUAUUUUUCAGCAUCCAAUUCUCUUUAAAAUAAUAUAUCACACAAAAUAUUUAACAAAGAAAUUACCAAAUUUUUUUCCCAACACAUAUGCAAUGUAUUUUGUAUUUUCAAGUGGAUAAAAGGUUGAUAAAGGCAACAAGGGGCUCAUAACUCUGCAAUGAAUUUUUUCUAGCAGAAAAAUGAUUUAUCCAAGUAUCUAUAUAUAGUAUAGUCAUGUCCCCCCGGGGUGGGAAGGGGGGACUUAGAGACGUAAAAUAUAUCCACCCCAGCCCCAAGAAAGUCCUGCCCGGUUGCUGUGCGAGCAGCACCCCGGCCGGCCAGGUGUUCCUUCUCUGGUGCCGCCUCACUCGCAUAGUCCAUUGAGUGGAAGGGUGGGUGUGGCUGUCUCAGGGGUGGAAUGCCUCCGCUUCGAGGCCCGACUGGAAUAAAGACCACUUGGGGAGUUGUUGAAGGCCGGUUGAGUUGGCAGGGUAGGGCACUGGGGAAGACUUUAUGAGCUCAGGCUUGAUAGUUUGCUGAUUUUCUUACGUAAGUUAGUUAGUAUAGUCAUAAAGGACUUUGGUCACAUUUCAUGCAUGACUUGACAUUCCAGCUUAUAUUAAAAUAUUAAUACAAGCUGAUGUUACCUGGUUUUACUCGGUUGGUAAUACAUAAUAUUAUUGUAAAAAUUAAAGCUUUCACUUAAACACCAGUAAAUACAUACAUAGUGACACUGCCAUUUGUAACCACAGAUAGUGUGGAAUAUAAUUUGUUGAAUAAACCAUGAAAUAUGAUUGGUGGGGUGGGUGGUAAAUCCAGCGGUGAAUGGACAGGGAAAUAUGAAUGAUUUGUGAGCUGUGAUUAUCAUAGUUUUUACACAUGCGAAAAUUUAGUUUUUGAACAGGUUUUGUUGUUAAUUGAUUUCCAGGAUCCAUCUUUAGAUGAUGUCAAAUUUGGUUGUGAUCCGUUGUUUGGUUUUCAUGUUAUCAAAUAACGUUUGUAAAUACAUACAUUCAAUGAUACAUUACAUACAGAGGCUUUGUUGUUGGCAUCCGUCCGUCACAUGUGACGAUGGUGUGGGCUUCAGAGGCUGAAAUCCACAAGGCCUGGGAUUAUUUCAUCAAGGAUUAUAAGCUGGUUCCCAACAACAAAUCGAGUCUCUCUCCACGCCACUGGAUAACCGAAGGGAACAUCAUUGGAUGAUACAGCUUGGCACCAGUGACGUCGCAGGAGUUGUCAGAAUGUUUCAUUGCACCAAUGUUAUCCGCCUUUCGAGACUCCAUCUCCGGGUUUGAUUUCAGAGUUUCCUUCUCUUAGAUGAGUUGCCAUCCAUGUUUAACGAGUCCCAUCUACCUGGGGUGCUGGUGAUGUUUUUGCUUGACUGCUUUGGCAGGAAUUGAUCUCCAGACCACCAACUUGAGAUUUGCUCAAUUUAGACCACUCAGCUACCCAGCACAAUGUCCUUUAUAUGGCAAAUAGUUUUGCCAAUUUCCAAACUUAAAUGUGACAAUAGAUUUUAAUAUAUUCUUAUUUCUAAAUAUUCAACUUAGUAGAUUUCUGUCAAUGAAAGGCGAAGUCUGAUCGACAUGUAAGUAAAUGUGACUUUUGUCAGAGAACCACAUAUUCUUAAAAAAAUCCGGAUCCUUGUACACCAUGGCCAUAAAUGCUCCACAAAACAUCAUCCUAGCUUGCAUAUCUGGUUCUGUCAAUCAUUUUCCCAUCCCUAAUUAUGAAAAUGCAUAACCGGUGAAUGGAUGUAUUGAUAAUUUUUAGCUUUAAGGAUUUUCAUUGUAGUCUUUGUAGGGGCAAUUGCAGCUCCUGCUGGAGAACAUGUGCGUGAUACUCAUUUAUCAAAACACUUCCUGGUCGAUCAGACUUCCCUUUCCUUGGACACAGUACACUUCCAGAUGAGUGAAAUUUCUUAACAGUACUGCAUAUUUUAGUGAAUACUGUAUAGCACUAUAAACAACAGAAGUUGGACAUACAGUGAAGACUGUUUAAUUUGCAUGACUUGAGGUCAGCUUUAAAAAAUCCUGUAAAGAAUAAUUAUUAAAAUAUUUAAAAAUUAUUUAUAUAUUUAGGCAAAAACAAAAAAAUACUAUGUUUAUUGUAUUUUAAUUAAAUAUAUCCACUAUAUGUAUAUAUCCAAUAGUUAAAAAUAAAAUCAAUUCUAAUAUUUAAAUUGUUAGUAAAAGUUAUUUGAAGGCAUGAAAUUAAUUUUUUAAUCCUAAUCCUGAACCUAUCCCACUGUUAGUUUUUUUUUAAUGGCCACAACAAAAAAUUGUGAAUAUUUUUCAAGUUUUGUGUUUCUUCCUUUUUAUGUUAUUAUAGAAGUGUACCGUAACUAUUUUUCUGUUUCCUAAUUUUUUUUAAAUAUUGUCGAUGUAUAGCAAUUAUUUCAUACAAAAAGCCUUUGAAGUUAAAUAAAAGAAAUAAUUAUAUUAAAAUAUAAGUAGCAAGACUUACUGGCCUAAAGUGUUGAAAUUAGCAGACCAGGAAACAUAGUUAUUAUUAUGAUAAUGAAUUAUUAUCUCUAUCUUACAUUUUUAAAUACUUGAUAAAUAAAUAUUGGUAUAUUUCAGGAUUGUUUACAUUGCUUCUGGAAGACUUUGGUAUGUAAAAAUAUUUUAUACUCUGAAAAACUAAGUAGUUAAGAAUUAAGAUUUUGCUUAAAUUAAGCAAUUUAAUAAUGUUCGUUCAUUCAUUUUAAUAUAUUUUCCAUUCUUUAAAAAUUAUUCACACUUUGUUGUAAUGCAGAAAAAAAGUCAGACCCUAACUAUAUACGAAGUGUCAAAAAUCUUUAAGCCACCCAUUUAUUUUGAAUCCCUAGGUUUUUUGGGGGGUUCUCUCUUAUUUCAGCAUAAAUCUCAUAAGAGUCAUUCUAACAGUUCAAUCCCUCCCACACACAGACACCAAUGUUUUGCACAUUUGUACUGGUAACUCUAGCCCAAGAUUCUUACUCCUCUUUUCUUUCUUGAAAUCCAAAGGUGUAAAUGGAGUCCAAGUGGAAGAGAUCUAUGACUUACAAAAGCCAAUUGAAGGGUAAAAUAAUUACUCAUUCAUGAAAAUCAUUUGCCAUAAAUGUCUUUAUUACUUAAGGACAAUAAGAAGGAACAGUUUGAUUUUACAUACAAAAAAGGAGAUUAUUUUAAACAACUAGUGUUAGUUAAACGAAAUAUAAAUUUGAUGAGCGAGUUAAUUUCUCUAUUUAUUUGUGUCGUUUUUUAGACCUGUUUAUGGUUUCAUCUUCUUAUUCCGCUGGAUUGAGGAAAGACGAAGUCGUAGAAAAACCAAUACUGAAGUUGAAUCCUUUGUAACUGACCCUGACGCAGUUAACAAUAUAUUUUUUGCUCAGCAGGUACUUAUUUUUUAAGGAUUAAUCAUUUAAAUUAUUAUUAAAUUAUGAAUUAUAGGGUAUAUAAAAUUUUAUGUUUUUCUUUUCUUAGGGAAACACAGCUUUGAUCUAUUUCAUAAUAGAGGUGGGAAAAGAUACAAUAAAUGUCAAUAAUUUAAAUAAAAAUAAGAUAUACAAUUAACUAGUUUAAACAUUUUAUAUAUUAAUAUAUUCUCUCUUUAAAAGUAAAGAACGAAAUCUUAAAUCAGCCUAAAGGUAAAGACGCAAACACUGAAAUAACAAAUACUAAUUGAAAUACUCCAACUUCAACAGAUAAUUCCAAACUCGUGUGCUACUCAUGCCUUGCUUAGUGUACUCCUGAACUGUGACAAUAAAUUAAAACUGGGAAAGACACUAAAUCUCAUAAAAGAUUUUACAGACUCAAUGUCACCAGAGGUUUGUACCACAGUAUUAGCUUAUUUUGUUGGGAUGUAUACAUUUUGAUAUUGUACACAUGCUAUGACUCAUCCCAUUAUUGUGAUCUCCACAUAUAUGAGAAGGUUGUGCAUUUUAGACUUGAAGAUUUUACGGUGAAUCUUUGUGACAUUAUCUUUGGAGUGCAUUUCUUGUAAAAAUUAUUGACGAAGUGAAAUGUUGAGAACAUAUUCAUUGCUUAACGCAUUUUUGAUUAUGUCCUUAUAUCUUCUUGGUUUGAUGAUAUUGCUUUAAAAGAAAAUUGCCUUACUGUUUCUUUUAGGAUAAGGGUUAUGCAAUUGCAAAUAUGCCUGAACUUGCAAGAGUACACAAUAGUUUUGCAAGGUGGGUUAACUUUUAAAAUGUUCGUUCAGUAUUUUCUUGACAAAUAUCAAAUAGUUUUAAUUGUGUUUAAAAGAACUACUGAUUACUUUGACAUGAUGUUAUAAAUGUUUUGUUAAUAUUUUAAUAUUUACAUUUAAAUUAUGAUUUACUAUAUGUUACAAAUAAAUUUUAACAAUUAUUAUAAAAUUGCAAUGAAAGACUUCUAAAUAACAAAUAUUUUGGCUUUCAUCCUGUGCAUAAAAAAUACUAAAUGAAUUUUAAUCUGCCUUAAAUUCUAUUUUUUUGUAACUCAAUUUUAAACAAUUAUUUCCAGACCAGAAAACAGUAAACCAAUGCCAGAAAAACAAUCAGGGCUCUCCAGUGUCAGAGCCAUGGACUCUGAAACUUUUCAUUUUGUCAGCUAUGUCCCAAUUAAUGGACACCUCUUUGAGUUAGAUGGCUUGAAACCCCACCCAAUAGAUCAUGGUAGUUGAUUUUAAUGUUAAUUAAUUUAUAUUAUGCCUGAAACAGCAGAUAAUUUUAUUCAUAGAGUGCCAGGUUUUUGGUCUUAUAUAUAAAAUUUCAUUUUAAACCUGUUGUAUUUCAGGCCCAUGGGAGAAGGGUGAAGACUGGACAGAAAAGUUCCGUCGCGUAAUAACAGAUAGACUCGGAAUGGCAACUGGCGGGUUAGUCAUGUAUUUACAUUAGCGAUUGGGCAUUAUUGGGGAAGUAGGAGGUUCUGAAUUAGUUAUGUAAAUAAUCAAAUUGAAUACAUUACUUGUUGAAGUCAAUUUAAACUAGUCUAACAACACUAGUUUUUAUUUUUAUGUAGAUGUUCAUAAAGAAAGACGUUAAUAUUUUAUUUUUUUUGAAUUUCUCCCUUGACUAAUUAAAUUGUAGAUAACUUUUGUUGUCUUUAAUCCAAACCAAUAUUUCAGUGAGCCCUACCAUGACAUUCGUUUUAACCUCAUGGCUGUUGUUCCUGAUAAGCGUCAACUCCUGGAACACAAACUGAUGACACUAAAAACAAACCGCAAAAUUGUAUUGGAGGCAUUACAACAGGUGUGUUUCAUCAUGUUUUUUUUAAUAAUUAAAAUUUUUUUUUAUUUUUAUUUGGUAUAUAGAAAUGUCCUCAGCCAUAAUUAAAUUUCACCAGCAUCUUUUAAUCAUGUUAUUAAAACAAUCAUCAUAACAAUAUGUCAUUGAAAAAAAACUGUUGCCUAAUUAAACAUAAACUGCGAAGGGAGGAUUUAGCUUGGAUUAAGAGUAGGUCUUAGUACCUCUUUGAAAUGGUCAAGCUGUUUAUACUUGUGAUGUUAGUUAUAAUUGACAUGUAUAUUAUUUCUCUGAUUAAAAAUUCUAAGCUUUUUCUCAUUAUAUUCACAAGCAGUCAUAUCUUAGAUAAGAAAUGACUGGUAUGAUUCUGAUCUCAAAUUUCUAAUGAAUUAAAAAGCUCAUUUGUGAUUUUUCUCCCUUCCAACAUCACAUAUUUAGCUGCUGGAUGCUAAGGUAAAUUAGCAAAAGCUCCAGAAGAACAUGAACAAUUUACCCUUUGAUUAUAAUUUUUAAAAUUGAGCCUUUAUAUUUCAUAGCUUUUAAAGAUAUUUUAACGUUUUUAUAUUUUCUUUGCUUUAUAUAUUUUUUUAGUAAAGCAUAUUUAGAUGCAUUUUUGCUUUACUUGGCUAUUUUGUGCUUAUAUGUUAACACCAUUUAGCACAUUUUUGUUUCAUUGUUUAGUUCCACACAAAAAUGCAACUAAAUUAAUGAAAUCUUGCAAGUUGAUUAACAUCAGGAUAAGUCUUGGGAUUAUUUGACUGAUCAUAAACUCACAGAUCAUAAACUCACAAUUUUUUUGGCACUUUUGAUUUACCUCAUUUCAUUUUUCAAACAAGAUUUUGUUAUAAACAUUUAACCAAUAAUAGUAAUUUAAAGUAGGAUGAGACAACUUGGUUGAUGGCACAAUAAAUCAUGAACCAUUGAUUAAUGAUUAAAGUUUUAAAAUAAUUCAUAAAAUUGAAAUCUAAGCAUCUAGUUAACACAUUUUUAUUAAGGUGGAGGGAAUAAUUUAUGUGAAUAAUUUGUGUCAUUUUGGUUUUGUCUAAUUUAUCAAGGAUUGGGGAGGAUAACUUCAUGGUAGAAAAUACAAGGCCAGGUUUAAGCUAGGAAACUUUCUUUAUUUAUUUGAAGAUAUAAAAAUUAAUAUUUUUUUAUGAGUUUGUGUGGGUUAACCUUAUUUGGGUUUUAAUUAAGGCCAGAAUUAUUGCUUAGGUUUAAAUUUAUUAUUACAUCUCAUCUAUUUAUUGAAUAAACACAAUAGUUAUGUUGGCUCCGCGGAACUUUACAUCUUAACCGUUUAUAAACAGAAAAAUUUAACAGAACAUUUGAGAUAAAAUAUUUUAAAGAUGUAUUUUAAUUUUGAUAUACUUAAUAUUUUUGUAUAUAUGUUAAAGGCUUUUUAGGUUCUGGUUGGAUUCUGUUGGGUUAACCUACUUGUGAUAUUGUUGAAUAUCUCAAAUGUCCAUAUCCUGUUUUAAAAUUAAAUGGAAAGAAAUGUGUAUCAGCUUUUAAUUUGUUAAAAUUAUAGUGACUUUUAGAGAUUAUUUUCAUGCAUAAGUAGGAAUUAUGUUUUAUGGAUAAAUAAUUUUAUUUUGUAGUAUUUGUGGAAUAAUCCUAGUCCCAUAACUACAAUCAUUUUUGAAGUGGUUUUUUAAAAUGUUUUGUGUGUGUAAUUUCUUAAUUUUUUUUUACUAAAAUGCAUACAAAAAAAUUUUGUUACACCAAUAUUACACUUAGUGAAUUUUAUUAAAAAUGAGAUAUCUAUAUCUAAUUAAAACUUUGAUGCAAAUAGUUUUUAAAUGAAGAUAUUUCAGCUUGCUAAAAGCAUUGCUAAAUGCUGCUACACUACUUUUUUUUUCUCAUCAGUUGCUAAAAAUAACAGGAUGCUUUUUUUCUGUAUUUAUUAUCAUCUAUUUCCUAAUACAUUUUGCAGAAAAUUUGUUGAAAACUAAAAAUUUAACUUAUUGCUGUAAACAUUUCUGUACAAAGUUUAAAAUGUAGUCUACCAUUUAAUUUUGAUUUUUUUUUCAAAGUGAUAAUCAUAUUGAGUUAUUCAGGAUUGAGGGGGGAAAAUUUAAUCGGUUAAAUGCAUUUUAUCUCUUAGGUUAUGUCUUCAGGUUAAUGUUUUAGCUGAACAAAGUUCCAUUGUAUAAUAAAUGGGGAAUAUUUUAAUCACAUUUAAUGUUGCUCAGUUGGUAACCUUUGUAACCCUUGAGCCCCGUUCAUCCUUGUUUAAGCUGUUAUGAACUGUGACUGUUAACUGAUUUCAAUCAUCUUUGAAACAGCAUGCCAUUUUAUAGCACUAUUUUAAAACCAAUACUUUUGUGGUUUUCAAACAAUUUGGUGAGAAACCUUUGCAUGCCUUAUACUAACUGCAUUAAAUGAUUGAUUUAUCUUUCAAUUAAAUCCUUUUUUGAAUUAAGUUUAGAAAAAUCACCCGAGAGAAAUUCCUCUUUUCUUGAUUAAGCUAUAUGAUUGAGAAAGGGCAGAGUAACGGGAGAAAAGAGAUUUACACUAUGAGUGCUUGCAAAAUGCAUUUUCUUGCUUUUUAUCAAGACACACGGAAGCAUAUGAGUGGAUUUUUAAUUUGGCAGAUAACAUAAAUACAAUUUUGGAUCAGAAGAAGAGGAUUGACAUUAUUUCUCAAAUGGAUUAGUAUGAUUAUCAUUUAUUUAUUUCACAAUUCGGUAAAUUAAGUUUAUAAAAAGUUUAUUUUAUCUAUUUAAUUUCUGUCAAUAGCACAUGUCUAUGUUCAAAUAGUCCUGUGUGUUCAACAUGUUUUUUUUAAAUUUCUGAGAUUUGGCAUAGUGAAUAAAUGAACCAUUUUUAACUUCAAUCUGAUGUGAGAUUGGAAAUAAUGAAUGAUAAUAGUGAGGUUUAAUACAGUGGUACUACCAUCCAACUAAUUAACUAGAUUUAUUUUUAUAAUUGAAAAACUUAACAUUCAUAUUUAAAGAAUUUCCAUGUAGUAUUGAUUUACAUUCUAACAAUUUUAAAUAACUUCAUAUAAGAGGUUUCCAUUUGAUUUUUUUAGGUUGUUUCUCCAGCAAAUAGUGAACAGUCAGAUUCAGAUGCUAAAUCUCAAGGAAUGGAGGUAAAAAAGUCAACAGCAUUGACAUCUGGAUUAACAGCUGCUACUUGCGGUAUCACAGCAAAUGAAACAUCCAGCACAAACUCAUUGACUAACUUGACACCAGCAGCAGCAUCCUCACAUUCUACUUCUAAUUUGGUAACAGCAACUCCAACAUCUGCCGCAGCAUUGCUUUCAUCUUUAUGCUCACAAUCAACAGCUACAUUAAAAACAGGGUCGGUUAAUACUACUAGUUUAUUAUCUUCUAAUGCAACACCUCAUAAUUCCACGCAUCAAGCAGUCAAAUCAACAACAAAUGGAUCCGGUCCCACAAACUCUAAUGAGCAAAUGAAACUACGGUCGUCCACAUCUUCAGUUAAAUUCAAUUUAAGUCCGUUGACACAGCUAGAAACCAAAAUCAAUUCUUCAGAAACUCAUGUUUCCAAAAUUGAAAAAUCAACAACAAACAGUUUACCAGGACAAGCUGGUGGCUCUGAUGCUCCCGGGCAGGAGUGCAGCAUUGGUGUCGUUGAAAGCAGUGGUGGGGAAGGAGAGGCUCAUAUCAAACAGGAAGUAAUGGACAUGGAUCAUGCAUGUAAGAUAGCCGUCAAAACUGAACUGAAGCCUAUCACAGUCAAGACAGAGGGUCUCACCACAGCUGAAGCAAAAAUCACACUGCAGGUGACCCCAGUGACAGCAACGGGUGGCAUGCGAGCAGACAUAACCAAGCCCCUGAGCAUUGAAACUAAACUCAGCACCUCACCUUGUGCUGCUAGCAAUGAAAGUACUGACACUGCUUCAGAAAUAGGCAGUGGCUUUAGUUCUCCGGGUACAAGUUCCUGUCAGAGCAGUCCACAGUUCUUAGAAAGCCACAGUGUUACUGGUGGGUUAUCUUUACAGCAAAAUUGUUAAAAUAUGUUUGUGUUGAUUAUAUUUCCUUCAUAAGAUUGGAAAGAUUUGUUAUCAUAUAAUUGUUUAAAAAUUGUGUAUUAUUUGUAUGCAGGUGAGUAACCUCUAAAUAGUCGAAAGGUCAAUUUGAUACUUGUCAUUGAUAUACGGCUAAAACCUCAAGUGCUUCAGCUUUGAUGAAUAUUAAAUAAUGGUUGAUACCAAGUUUAACUAUUACCUUUGUGAUUUAUUUGUAGACAUUAAAUCUGAAAACUGUGAUGACAUGCAUACACUUAAGCGUAAGAGGAAAUCAAGUCAUGUUUUUACACCCAAGGUAGGUUUUAAUAUACCUGUGUGUACAUUUUCAGAAAUUACAACAGAUUAUACAAUCAUCCAUUUCAUUACGUCAUGUUUGGGGAAAAAACAAAAUACUGUACAUUAUCUACUAACAACAAUAGUUUACUUAAAAUUAAAAUAAAUCGUAAACACUAGGAAAUAAGGCUGUUAACUAAACUGCUUUCUUUCUUCAAUGAUUGUAACAAAUAAAAAUAAAUUUUUAUUUGACUUUUAGGAUCUGGUAGAUCUCCUUAAGAAUGUAGAUAAAGAAAUUGAGAUUUGUGAGGCAAGUUUGAAAGAAGAAAAUGAAAAGCGCAAAAAAUACAAGGUAAGGGCCAGAGUUUUAACUUUCUUCAAUUAAAAGAAAAAGUCUUUUGAUUUCUUUGUAAACAAAUGGCAAAUUUAAAAGAUAUUAUUGAUUCCUUGCAAAUGCUUUUUUUAAAAUUCCAAUGGGUGAACGUUUUUAAUUUUUGUUUUAAAAAGUCUGAAAUAUUAUUGUUUCCAGAUUGACGCCUGUCGAAGGACACAUAACUACGAUACAUUUAUUGUCACUUUUCUGUCAAUGUUGGCUGAACAAGGCCUGCUGGGAGACCUUAUGGAAGAAAAUAUCGCCAUUAAAAAGACAGGUGGAAAUGCCACAACUGGACCAAAAAUGACCAAAAAGGCACUCCUGAAAGCAUCUGAGAAGAAAAAGAAAGCAAAAAUUAAGAAGAGAGGAAAAAAGUGAUAAUUUAUGUAAACUUUAUCUAUACUAUGAUGUUUCCUGUAUUGGGCUUUCAAAGGUGUGUGAUUUAUCUCCCCUUUAUUCCCUCCUGCCAUUGUGUUUACUUAAUGCUGUGUUGAUAGAAUUAUUUUACAUGUCCAAUCAGAACAAAGAAGCCGUAGUUAAAACAUGACUCUUUCAAUCGAUCUAUCAUUCUUUUUUAGAACCAACUGGAAAAAAAGCACUUCUCCCAAUUUAUUUAUUUAUUUUAAAAAAAAUAAAAAUGAAUUAUGGAUACCGGGUACAUCGUUUCAUUUUGAGAACAUGACUCUGGAAUAUCAUUAUCAUCAGGUAAGAAAAGAAUUGAUCGUAAAUACGUCUAAAUAAAGAAAAAAGAAAGAAUAAGUUAAAACAGUUUUCACAGUUUUUUUAAUGUAAUUAUAAAGCACUUUCAGUACUUAAAAUCACAUCUUUGCUAAAGCAAACAAACAAAAAAAUGUCGGUAUUGACCAAUAGGUGAAGAGAUUGAUGAUGUGGAUUUUAUUUGAACUGUCGUGUUUUCUUGUCUGUAGAAUCUCAAAUCUUUUGAUUUGAACAGUUGAAAUGCUUGCAAUAAACAAUAUUGUUAUUUUUUCUGUCUUUCUUGAGUUUGAU